This is a messenger RNA of Acytostelium subglobosum LB1, 1467 nucleotides long. RefSeq lists its product as hypothetical. The record is from RefSeq and is a predicted model, not a curated record. The annotation marks the transcript as partial. NCBI's taxonomy places the organism in Eukaryota, Evosea, Eumycetozoa, Acytosteliales, Acytosteliaceae. The transcript has a single exon.
CUUGCAAACAAGUUCCCAUCACUCACAUCAUUGAAAUGUGGCAUUAGUUUCAAUCAUCCCAUUGCACCAAACUCACUGCCAUCCUCCCUCACGUCGCUAGAGUUUGGAGAGCUGUUCAAUUUACCUCUUGAUGAAAAUGUUUGGCUCCCUCCAUCAUUGCUGACUUUGAGGUUUGGUUACUGUUUCAACCAACCAGUGGAGCCAGGUACCCUCCCUUCAUCACUUACCGAGUUGGAGUUUGGAGAUAUGUUCAACCAAGUGAUCGAACCCUUGACAUUGCCCCAGUCUCUUCUCACUUUGAAGUUCAGCUUCCAUUUCAAUCAACCCAUCAAAUCAGAUACUUUGCCUGUAUCGUUGACGAACCUUGUGUUUGGAGACAUGUUUUCUCAACCACUUGAUGGUCUACUUCCACUCUCACUCAAGUCAUUGGCGAUUGGACAAAACUACCUGCCAGACUUUACUCUCAAGGAACAUCAAUCAAUCACUGAAUUGAAUAUCUCUUCUUUUCUUUUGAGACCAAUGCAUAUUGAUGACAUUCCAUCAUCUGUUCAUACAUUGUCAAUCAGUCCAAUGAUAUGGCUUGAAGAAAAUAUGGAGCAUUUACCAAUUCCCAGAUCGGUCACAGAUCUCUAUUUGGGUGUAUACUUUAAUCUGCCCAUUGGAUCAUUCUUUGGAAUCAACUUGAAGAACUCCUCCAUCACCAUAUUAAACUUGGGUUCUCUAUUCAACCAAGUGAUUGAGCCUGGAGUACUCCCGUCCACUCUUAAACAUUUGGAUUGUGGUCACUCCUUCAAUCAGAAGUUGUUACCAAACUCACUACCAGAUUCAAUCACAGAGUUGAGGAUGGGUCCGGUAUUUGUACAGCCACUCGUCAAUCUUCCAAAUGGACUGAUUAGCUUGGAGACUCCAAGUAUCAGUUCCUUGAAGAAAGACAACCUUCCGAAGUCCCUUGGAGGAAUUGUCAUAUUCGCAUCACAUGUGGUCAAGAUGCGAUCAGAUGCAGGCUUUGACAUGACCAUCGAUGGUCAACCAAUCACUUUUCCAUCACUUGAUAUCCAUUUGAAUUGGAUCACAAUUGGAUUUCAUCUACCAAAUGAUAACACUCCUUCAUCAAAGAAAAAGAUCAUCAAGCAUUUGUUCUCAACUUAUCCCAACGUCAUUGAUUUCAACAUAAUCUUCACUCGAUUGGAUCACAGAUCCCAAUCCAUUACAGUACGCAAUAUAUCUUUUACAGACCAACUACAUCAAGGAGUACAAUCAAGCGUUCAUUCAAUGUGUCGUGUCUCCCCAGAUAAUCUCCUUCUAAUGGAUCAUCAAGUUCAACAAACAAUCAAAUUUAAAUCCAUUGACCUUACAACUGUGCCCACCAUGGUCGCCACCUCAACCUCCAUUAUCGACAGACAAUGGUCUUGGAUGGAAUUGGCAACAACAGCAAUAGUAUCACUACUUCCAGCUCUCUAUCUUGGA